AUGGCACGCGCCAGUGGAGCCAGCGUCAACGCUUCAGGCGCCUCUGAAGCAGCGCGAUCAGCAGCCACGGAGACCGCGAGCGCUGAUGAGAGCAAUCAACGGCCUCUGCUCGGCCGUGUGCUCGAACCGCCCCCUGCUGAUGUGCACUUGUGGGAUUCCCAGUGCUUCUCGGGCCCCGUGGUCGUCGCACCAGUACAGGCUCUACACCGUGAGUCAGCUUCUCAAGGGGAGCCUGGCUCUCUCCCUGACUCGCCGGAUCCUGGGGUGCAGGUUGAUGGGAGCGCGGUGGGGGAUCCUGGUCUAUGGCGCAUGUACUACUAUGGCAGGGAUGGCGAUUACUGGGCGAAAGGGGUCAAAGCGCUGCCUGUGCCGAUUGGUCGGGUGGGGCUUGCUGUCAGUAGGGACGGGGUGACGUGGCAGCGCGUGAGAGGGCCGUUACCUGGCGGUGCUGUGCUGGAUCCUGCUGAGUCUGACGAGGCUUUUGACAGUGUCCACGUGGCUGUUGGUGACGUUUUGCGUGCCUGGAAUCCAGAACACGUCAGUGGUGAUGACUCAGAUUUUGGUGAUGAUGACUCAGCAUGUGCCAUUGACGACCCAGCAUCAUGUGCUAGUGAUGCUGGUGCAGAGAUUCAGAUAGGAGCAGCGUGGUCGUGGGAUGGAGUGCACUUUAACGUCAGGACAGAGAAGCCUGUGUUGGAAAAGGGUGCAGCGGGGGAGUGGGAUCAGUUUGGUGUGUCAUGGCCUCGUGUUGUCCUGCUUUCCCAGGCGUCCCCUCCUGCUGCUGCUGGUGAUUCUGAUGCAGAAUCUGGCAGCCGCAGUGGUAACCUUGUUACUGCAGACCCGUCUGUUACAGGUGACACGUGGCUCAUGACCUACCACACACGCGGGCAGGAUGAGCAGGGCAAGGCCGGCUAUGCUGCUGGUGCAGCUGUGUCCCGCGAUGGUGGCGAGACCUGGCAGCGUUUGGGGAAGGUGUUAUCAGGAGGGGGACCAGGGUCGUGGGAUGAGCAGGGAGUGUCUGUGCGCAGUGUUGUGUCGGUGCCAGCUGGCAAAGCAGGGCGGAGCAUAGAUGGCCUUGCUGCUGAUGCAGCUGAAGCUGCUGCUGCUGGUACUAUUGGUUCAGCUGCGGAUGCGUCAGGAAAAGUUGAAAUACAUGCGGCAUGCACUCGCCUCAUCAUGCUAUACGAAGGCUGCAACACCAGCAACGAAUUUGCCAUUGGCCUUGCCACGUCGGACGACGACGGGCUGACGUGGCACAAGGCCAUCGGUGCAGGGCCUGAGCCAGGCGGACCGGUGUUGAAGGCCAGGAGAGGGGAGGACCCAUGGGAUAAUAUCCUUGUGGGGGCACCUUACGUGGUUGCUCGCCCGGACGGCAGCCUUUGGAUGUAUUAUGUGGGAGUGGGAAAGAUGCAAGGGGAUGAGACACCCAGGCAAGGGAUUGGGCUGGCUGUGAGCUGCGGCAGUGACUACAGUAGGUGGGAAAGGUAUGGUAUAACAGGAGAGUUUGAGUCUUGA
This is a messenger RNA of Closterium sp. NIES-65, 1515 nucleotides long. NCBI's taxonomy places the organism in Eukaryota, Viridiplantae, Streptophyta, Zygnematophyceae, Desmidiales, Closteriaceae. The record is from the annotation of a GenBank genome assembly.